AGCGAGUUCCACUCGCCAUACAAAAUGUAUGGCAUACCCGGGUAUGCCGGUCGUAGACUUGAGGGGUAUGAAAAGAAAAUCACGAAAAAAAAUAUUUGCGAUUAACAUAAAAAUAAACUAAAAAUGCAUUCAAAAAGAGGAUUAAAUUUGCAACAGAUACAAAAAAAUCAGCAGGUUAUCUUUUUUCUGGAAAAAGUUAUUGAAGUUUGAAAAUGAAAAACAUAACCGGGUAUGCGGUCGUAGAUAUUACAGUAUUUUCAAAAGCUAAGGGGAUUUAUAAAUCCUUCUAUAGGUCCUUCUUAGUGUAUGUUAUGUUACAGCGUUCAAAAGAUUGCGGAACAAAUUCAAAAACUACUGGGACAGGUUUAAAAGAUUGUGGGACAAAAUCAAAAAUAUCUAGGAACGUGUCAAAAAAUCGCGGAUACCCUGUAUUUUGGCAAACGAGUUGACAUCCACUGGAACAAGAUUGCUUCAAAUUAAAGAAAUUAUAAAUAUUUCUUCAGUACCUUUUAAAAAAAAGUUUAUUUUCUUUGAGUCACUUUACUAAAACAAUUAAAACAAAACCUAAAACAAUAAUUACAGGUAUUUAAAGUACAAGCCAAAAGCAAUAAAGCGUUCGUAAAGAUGUUUUGUGCCUUGUCCGCUAGAGUAUAUAUCUUUGUUGAAGUAAUCUUGAUUCACUCUUCGUUAAAUGUUCAAGUAAACGAUAUAAACGCGGUGACAGGUAAAACAAUAAAACAACAAACAUAAACGAAAAUAACGCGAUGUGCAUUUGUUAAGCUAGGCAACAUUAAGCAAAAAAUUGGUUAUUGUAUCGAAAAUAAAACCGCAGCUAUUCCGGAAUUUGUGUGUUGUACGUUAUGUUGAUACCAUUACCUUGCAGUAAUGGUACAACAGAGAUCUGCGUAGAUCUGCAAGAUAUGUAAUCAUACUACAUCCAAAUGCUCAUCUAUGAUUAUUUCCCACGGUGAACAAAAAUAUUAUUUCCAAUACAUGUGCCUAACCGCGUUGCAGUUUAUACGAACAUAGAUUACUGUAAUUUGAUUAUAACAUAGAACAAAAAUCGACCAAAUAUGGAAAAGUAUGUUCUAAGUGACCUUAUUGGAGAAGGCUCUUUCGGAAAGGUGUAUAAAGCUGUUGAGAAGUCUUCAGCAACUACAGUUGCUAUCAAAAUUAUAAACAAGCGAAACAGAUCUGGGCGUGAAUUGAAAGGAUUGCGAGGAGAAUGUGAAAUACAACAAAAUCUUAAACAUCCAAACAUUAUUCGUAUGUUGGAUUCUUUCGAAACCAAUAACGAAAUUAUAGUCGUUACCGAGUAUGCUAAAACUGAUUUGCACAGUUUGCUCCGCGAUGGAUCGCUAGCAGAACCAAAGACUCAACUUAUCACCUUCAAUCUUGUUUCUGCAUUAUACUACCUUCACUCGCAUCGUAUACUGCAUCGGGAUUUAAAGCCACAAAAUAUAUUGUUAGAUCGUAACAUGUGUGCAAAGCUGUGCGAUUUUGGAUUUGCACGCAAUAUGACAAUAGGUACGCAUGUGCUGACAUCGAUUAAAGGAACUCCGCUGUAUAUGGCCCCAGAGCUGUUAGAGGCAAAGCCUUACGAUCAUCACGCCGAUCUGUGGUCAUUAGGAUGCAUUAUCUAUGAAAUGCUUGCUGGUGAACCACCAUUUAGUUCUUCUUCGAUGAUACAUUUAGUUCGCCUUAUUCGCCAUCAGUACAUCAAAUGGCCAAGCUUCCUAACAAGCAAUUGUAUUUCAUUCGUUCAAGGUUUGCUUGAGCGCGAUCCUGCUAAGCGUAUAAGUUGGAGUAGAAUUCUAAUCCAUCCAUUUGUGAAAGGGCAUAUUGUGACUGUUGACGAGAACGUGCCCCAAUUUCCCUUUACACAUCCGCUUACGGUCUCGCAAUCACGAGAUAAAAAUAAUCAAACCCAUAAAAACACGAACAGCGCGGAAAAUAAGAGAAUGCUACAAAAUACAUCCUGCGACGAAGAGCUAACAACAUCUAAGGACAGCAUCAACGUAAUAUUGCAGAGUGAUGUAGAGUAUCAAGAAACGGAUACCGACGAAUGCACGAAUAAUAUAAAAACAGAUCAUGAUGAGUCCUUGAUAAAUUUAACAAACCUUACUGAUCAACAGCAUGUCAAUAAUUUAUAUGAUGUUACUGAUGAGCAACAAACAAGAGCCAUUUUAUUUCUUGAAAAUCCUAAUCUUGUUGUCAACCGCUUCAAUGAUAAUUUUCCAAUGAUGCCGCUGUAUCGCAAUAUGCCAUUGGCUCCAGUCACCACUGUUAGUGACGGUAUAGAGCUUCAGACUUCAAAGGAACAAGUUAUGCCUGGAUGUGUUGGAUCGCAAGGGCUAGAAAAACGAAAAUUGAGCCAAAGCAUUGAUAAUUUUUCAAUGCGCAUCGAAUCAGGCAUGCAAGCGGCCGCCAAUCGAAACCCAGUAACGUGUUCAGUUGUAGCUAAAGAACAUCAAAAAGAAAAAGCAUUGGAAAAACUCACACCUAGCUUGCUUCCCGGUUGGGAUUCUUGUGAUGAAUCACAAAAUCCUCCCAUAGAAAACGAAGAAUGGCUUGCGUUUCUACAACGUUCCAUACAAGAAGUACUGGAUGGUGAAUUGGAAUCGCUGAAACAACAGAAUUUCGUAUGCAUCAUCGUCGCACCGUUACGAAAUCGACGUGCUAGUGCAAAGGUAGUGGAGAAUGUUGCUCAUUUGCUCAGCCUGCCAUUAGCGAUCAACACACCACCCACAAUUUUAAGAGAUAUAAUUAAUGUGUAUGGAGAAUUGAAACUAGUGCCGAAUUUAGUAUACGCUUCGAAACUAUUGUGCAACAAGCGAUUUUGCGAAGAUUCCUCAACAAAUGAAAGCCAACCAGGGUUGAGCGGUAAUCAAUCAAUGUGCUCUGAGCGCCAACUUUACACGUUAGACAACGAUGAGAUAAAAACCCUUAUAGCCGUGUACGAUCUGAUGUGCUAUCUGAUUCAUUUAGGGGACAUGUUUUUGAAUCAAUUUUGCGAUGCUAUUGAAAUUCUUGGCGCAAAAGAACUUUUUGUUAAUUUCAUUGCCGCUGCUCAUGUCAAUAAUGAGUACGUUCGGUUAGUGUGUUCAUUACUAGCGCUUCUCAACUGUGCCUUACGUGAACUUCCGGAGAAUGCAGAGAUUAUCGAACAGAUAGUAUUUCAUGAGAAUGUAAAUUUAUCAUCACUGUUAAAACACAAUAAUCCAUUCCUUCGGCUUCGUACCUGCAUGCUGCUUCGGAUAUUGGCCAGAUUCAGUUGUUUGGCUUUGCAAAAACGCUGGACAAACGAAAUAAAAGUGCACUUAGAAGAACUUAUGAUGGACGACAAUCAGGAUGUUAAAAAGGAAGCAAAGAACGCAAUCGCAGAAUUUAAGUACCUCAGCUGUGUUACUGCAGAAACAUGCUGACUGACAAUGACUCCUGCACUACUAUCGAAAAUAUCUAUACAUUUUCUUUUAUCGAAAAAUUGAAUUGAAUGAAGCACAUUUCUGAAAGAUAAAAUGGUUGUAAAAUUUAUGCUAUUUUGUUUUUAACUUGAUAAAUCAGUAUAGAUUUACAUGUUUAACCACUUUUAAGCAACAAUAUUAUCAAAAUAAGAGUGGAGCAGUGUUUAUACUUCAAUUUUAUAAUUAUUUCAAUCGUUUAAAACGUUUAAGUUGCAUUGCACAUAAAACGCAUUAAAAUCACGAAAAUGAGUGUGCAGAAAGAUAUUACGAAAGCUUAUCAACCGAAAUAAUCAAGUACAAAUAUUGCAAAUAAUAGAUGCUUUUUCGUUUUUUUGCAAAAUAGCUGCAAUAAUCUGCCGAAACUGAAGCAGUUACCCUACCACAAAUACGAAAAUUAUAUAUAACUACAAACCUACAUUAAGCAAAACAAAAUGUGGAGUUAUGUAUUUUUAGAAAUAUACUACCAAAUCAUAUAAGUUGGGACUAUAUAUCUGCCCUGCCGCACAUUACACACAAUCAUAAUAUUGUGUCGUAUAUCGUAUGCCUCCAAAACCGAUGAUUAUGUCCUCCCUUAUAAUUCCAAUUUUGUGUAUCGAUUUGCUCACUUUUUUACAUCAAGCUGUUUGUUCAUUUAAUAAAUUUAUUCAUGUUACCAAUCAUCUGUCUUGUGCAAUUUCCGUGAUGGCAUUUGACCAUUAACUAUUUACAAUGAAAAUUGUUCGCCACAAAGCCCUUUUAUGUAGUUACUACCUGGUGUCGCAAACCUAGCUUUGCAUGUAAAAAUUUGUAAUGAAGGUUUUCCAGUGAUCAUUUUGUAUAUAGUCAGUGAUACAAAUGUGUGGAGAUGUUUGUAUGAAGCAUAUUUUGAAAACUCCAUUCUCGAUUCAAGAUCAAUCUUUCUCUGCUCCAGACCUCCUGGAUAAAUUUUUCUGUUCAAUUUUUUUUCAACUCACUUCUUUUUUUAGAUUAGUUAAACUUUUCAGAAAACGUCGCUCUGGAUGUUAUGUACGUCGAAUUUUCAUAUGACGGAUCAUAUAUACUAAAAGAAUUAUUUCUACUGUGAAACGAUUUGUUUAAAUAAUAUUAUAUUGGACGCACAACACAUCUAUACGAUAAAAGAUAACAAGUAUUGAUAAUCUUUAACACAUACUGAAUGCAAGUUGAAAUGCAAGUUGAAAUAUUAUAUUAGACGCACAACACAUCUAUACGAUAAAAGAUAACAAGUAUUGAUAAUCUUUAACACAUACUGAAUGCAAGUUGAAAUGUGGUGAUUAAAUUAGUCAUGUAAAUAAUUACGAUUUCACUAAUUAAUGUGGACAGUAUUUAUUUCGUUUAAUUUUUAACAUGUUCACCAGACAUACAAAUUACUUAUUGAAUAAUAGGAUAAUGAAGUAUAGGGUUUAAUUGUCUAAUAUUGAAGAUUAGACAUUAUAUAGGGGCUAGCGAGAUGAGUUGAACAACGAUGGCCUUAUAUGUAGACAUCUGGUGUAUCUACGUCAUUACUGAUCAAACUAGCCAAAACAGUCACUUUGAUGAGGGACGGCUUACUGGCAGUAGCUGGGCUGCUAAUAGGAAACAUCAUGUGCGAAAAUCUUUUAGUAGGUCGUUGACCUACUCUACCUCCAUUUAGAAGGGACUGAUUGCAAAUCUCGUAACCUUUCGCUAAAUUGUAUCGAUUUGCUGGGUCAAAAAGUAUAUUAAUCGACACCAAAUAAUUGUAGCCUAUGAAUCCUGAUAGGGUAACGAAUAACAAUAUGAAUUUGUACUAAUAGGGUUGCGAAACACUUUGGUAUUUCGAAAUAUAAUAUAAUAUAAUGGUAAUCAGAUACCACGAUUUAAAAUAUUUGUCAUGUGAGAUCUAGCUAAGAUCUAGUGAUUACAAGAAAGAUACCUAAAUCUCUAAAAUAUACAAUGGGUUGUAGUAAACUGUUGGAAUUGUUGUUGUCAAAUAGUUUCUCAUCCUAUUGGAUCUCCAAAAGGACUUUACUCGACCUUUAUCUACGGAGAACGAGCAUUAGUUACUAAAAUCCUCAACUUCAUAAUGCAGACGAACACCAUCACUAGCAUUUUUCACCGUGGCGUGGAGCUGUAGGUCGUCUGUACGCUCAUUAAGUUAUUUUUUUUUUUAAUUUCAAGAGACACGGAGAUGUCAUUUUCAUAGUUUGCGAUUAACAAUUUGAAUGCGUAUAAUUCUUUUAAUUAAAAUCGCAAUUCCGCCGUGUUAUCCUGAACAUGAAUAAUACUUUUUAUUGUAUAUAGUAAGAACUGACUGCUUUUCCUAAAUGUAAGCCCUUUGGUACAAUGGCAGAUUCCAUAAUAAUUUUUGCUUGCUUGAUCGAUGAAGACCUGAUCAAUCAGCUGUUGUUGUCGAUCUCGAAUAUCGAUCCGCUUGUAUCGAAUUAAUUCUUUUGUAAUGUGAUCGCCGGGGCGGCAGGACCGGGUUCAAAUCCCAUCCGGACCGUCCCCGCGUAGCAAGGACUGACUAUCCGGCUACGUGGUAAAAAUAUGUCUAGUAAGCCAGAAAUGGCCGGCGUUACCUGUUGAUCGUUAAAAGCCAAGAAGAGAGAGAGAGAAUGUGAUUCUCGGAUCAUCCUUUUAAUACCUUUUGACUCUUUUGCAACUUUGAGUAUAGAUAGGUUAUCGUCUUAGAGAUAUACCGUCUUAUAGAUAUCGAUUGUUGUCCACAAAUCAUUCAACAAGCGUAACACCCAGAUUGUGUGAUAUUGUAGGACAGAUUGUCUGUCAAAUCUGUAUAUCAACCUAACUUUUGCAACCUUUUUUUACAUUAAUACAGUGCCACCAGAUUCUAUGACCGCACCCCAAAUUUCUUGGUAUCUUGAAAAGAUACGUUAUUGGUCACUACGGGAAUUUUGUUUGCUAUUAAAAACGAAUAAUUUAUUGCAUUUUUGAAUAAUUUUAUCGUGCGUGUAGCUCGAGUUAUUUCAUUUUUCUUUUUGUUAUUUUGAUCUUCCCGUUUGUAUGGCCGCACCUUCAGAAAAUAGCUAAAAACGUAUAUUUAAUCUAUUGCUAUUUUUUUGGUGCAUGUUUUACUGUUUUUUAAAUAUAUUGUUGAUAUUUCCUGCACCUUUAAUCACUUGAAAAAUUAUCUUUGGCAUGCGGUUAACCAAAUUUUUCAGUAUUCGAUAUCCUAAAUACUUCCAUGUUUCGGAAACAGCUACUUUUAGCUCAUUUACAUCACAAUCUGUCAGAUAAUGGUAUAUGCUCUCCUGACAAUUAUUUCCCAAACAUUUUCUAGCGGGUUGAGAUGUGGACUUCAUGCUGGUGAAUCAAUUUUCAUGUUGUGAAACCAAGUUGUUGUGGUUAUGCUAGUUUAAAAGCUGACGUUAUCUUGUUGGAACACAAGAAGUAUUAUAUUUUCGUAUCUUUUGUUGGGAGUAGACACAUAUCAUUAGUACUACGUACAAAUUACAUAUAUGUUUGACAUAAACUAUGUAAUGAUUUUUUUAUUUUUCAUUUAAUCUGCGCGAAGCCUGAUUUAAUCCAUAUACGAACUAGUUAAUCGACAAACUAUUUCCUAUCCUUCUUAUCUACAAGUUGUACCAUAGAAAUCUGUUCUGAUAAAGCUGUAUUUAAAAAAGGCGGAUUUCUCAUCCGUCUAUGUAGCGGAUGCGUAUCAGAGGUUUAAGCAUCGACCCGAUCAGAGGAUCAGAAGGACAAUGAAGGAGCCGUUAUAAUGACGAGCGCUAUGAGUAGUACGAUGAGCUCACUAUUGUACAGCCAAGACUCCCAGCAUUUUUUUCCUUCCUGCUAGGGUUUCACUGGGCUUCCUCGUCGAAGUUCGAACGAUACUGACUUAUGAUACUGGCAUGUCACUGUUUGUACACUGUGCUGGAAGCGUCCCGAACCAUUUAUACUAUUUUAUCUCGAACUAAUUGUUCUUAAUUGCCUUUUGCUAUAGAUUCAUCCAGUACAUCCAGUAUGUGCCUACAUUGAACAAGGACCAUAUUGUUCUCGCUCUGCCCUACCCAACUGACAAUUUUUCUUAGUUUGUGUGUUUCGUCCUAGGUGGCGCUCUGCAAUAUGUUCGUGUCCUAACUAACUAGAUCGCUCUGGGUGUCACAGCCGUAAAGACGGUUAUAAGGAUUUUUGCUCGUUCUUUUUAGAUUGAUAAAAAAUAAUACGCUACACUGGCCCUUUGACUAUUCCUUUGAAUUUUAACACACUUACUCUCUGCGCCGAUUAGCGACUUACUAUUUUGUGUUUCAAAACAUCCAAUAAGAGUGAGUUACAGUGUUUUGCAAUUUCAAUUUAAAACAUUCUACUGACUGAUUAGUUAUUCCAUGCUUUUAACUGUGGUAUGCUCCCAACAAAUGAAAGCAUUCGAUUAAUUAAAUUAACUACGAAUAAAUAAAUUUAACUGAAUCCAAUAAAAUAAAAUUACAGUAGAACGUCGAUUAUUCGGGGGCGGAUUAACCGGCGGGCGGGUUAACCGUACGCCGAAAAUUGACAGCUGUUCAACCGUGGUGAACAUUUGUACUGAUGUCAGGUUGGUUAAAAUUACUGAAAUCGUCACCAAACGUAUUUUUUUUGCUCGGUUAGAACGGCCUGGCCGUAUCAAGACUUAUUUUACCACGUAGCAGGAUAGUCAGUCCAUGCUACGGGGAGACGGUCUGGAUGGGAUUUGAACCCGGUCCCUGCCGUAUCACCAAACGUAUAUUUGAAAUUAUUUUAUUUUCACCCCGCACCCCGGAUAAUCGACGUUCUACUGUAAUUCCUUUUUUAAUUUUCAAUAGAUCGAUUUCAAUUCAAUCCAAUUCGAUUUCGGUUUCGAUUUCAAUCCAAAUAUUUUUGGACUAUUUUAUCCAUUCUUAUUCACUGAUGUAAAUGCAAAUAGAGUAACAAACCAAUUUUCACUCACUCUUUCUUGGCUUAACAACCUCUAAGAUCAUCCCGGGUUAAGGGGGCGGACUUAUGGUAUAUGUGAUAAACGGCGCCUUUUCCACACGAUAGGACCUGGAAUGAAAUCCCAUCCAGACCGUCCCCCGUAGCAAUGACUGACUAUAGGUCUACUAAGGCAGAAAUGGCAGGCGUGACCUUUGAGGUCGUUAAGCCAAGAAGAAGGUGAUGCCGGCCAGAAAUGGCAGGCGUGACCUUUGAUGUCGUUAAGCUAAGAAUAAGAAGGUGAUGCGGGUCAUUUCUGAUUUACUAGACUUAACUUAGUCACUUACUCAUUCUUAUGGAAUAAUAAUAACUCUUCGUUCUGAGUUGAAACCAUACAUUCAUUUGCACUGGAUUAAAGUCAUUCACUUACUGUUAUUCGCAUGUGCACAUUUCUAAUGCUUAGUGAAAUAGAUUUACCUUUUAGUUUACCAAUAAAUUAAACGGUAAGAUAGGGAAAAUGAGUAUACAAUAAAUCAUCCAUGUCCAUACUCCAAACUUGCUGAAUGGGUAAAUUAACAAUUGCUAAUUUUUGAGCACAUUGACCAGGUUGGAAACUGAAGGAUUUUCCAUAAUUCAAAAUGCAUAUUUAUCGCUUUAUAUUUGCUAAAUAGCUUGGCAGUUUUUUUUAGGACGGCCAGACCGUAUGAUUUAUAUUGUCUGAGCUUACUCAAUAAACAAAUUUAUUUGAAAAAAUAUCAAAGGCACACGGGUUCUUACAUACAUAAGGGUUAUUUUGCAUAUAGUGUUUGUUCCACGUUUUUCUCUUUCCAUUUUUCCUGCUGGACAUUCCAUUCCAGAAACGACUCCCUUCAACCAACACUCGUUUCCACCUUUUCAGACAUUGGUCCUUCCUCAUCUUUCGGAAGAUAGCACAAUAAAGAGAAAGAUAACUCUGUCGUGUGCGCCGCUCGCUGUCACCUAGUGUUCUAGAUUUUCGCUUUAAAUAUGGGUCACCGAAGGGGGCAAAUCUUGGGGUUCAAUGACCGUCACAACAUCGUCGUGUUGUAGAGCAACUCUGUUCCCAUGUUUGCGGCGCUUAUAAUGUAGCUAUUGUGUUAGUCAUACUUAUUAUUAUUUGAACUAUGAUUGUUAAAGAGGUAGUAGUUAUGUAUGUAUUUUGUUGUUGUUGUUGUUAUUUUGCCUUAGUUUCUAUACUCAGGGUGCUUUAAUAAAUUUUCUGGCUUCCUUUUUGGCGAUACAAAUUGAA
Messenger RNA from Anopheles funestus (African malaria mosquito), 9573 nucleotides. RefSeq names its product serine/threonine-protein kinase fused (gene fu). Gene Ontology annotation, biological process: protein phosphorylation. Gene Ontology annotation, molecular function: protein kinase activity; ATP binding. The transcript has 4 exons. The record is from RefSeq and is a predicted model, not a curated record. Lineage: Eukaryota; Metazoa; Arthropoda; Insecta; Diptera; Culicidae. The coding region runs from base 1074 to 3425 and encodes 783 amino acids. Gene Ontology annotation, cellular component: cytoplasm.